GCAAGGUGGAAGGAAGCUUUCCUGGCCCGUUGGUGGCCCGCAGGUAGAUUUGGGGGCGAGCUGUCCUCCGUAAUAGAUAAAUAUGGAAAACAUUCGCAUCACGAAACUCGCCUGUUGUGCUCCAGCCACGACUCCACAAGACCGCUCUAAUUGUGCCACCAGAAUCUAUGCUUGUGUUGGUCGCAUUGAGCUAUUUUACCUCUUUAAUUCACUUUCCUCAAAAAUAUAAAAAGACUUGCGCGGCUUCAUCUCUCCUGUUGGAUGUGAUCGUUCCUCCAGUCCAUUUCUAAUCCAGUCGCGUUCCCAACACCUUUCUCUCAGGUCCAGAGCUCAUUGAUUUUUUUGCCGUUGAAUACUACUUCUGUGCCCGAUCCUAGAUUGAGAAAAUGAAGGAGAUCAUCUCGAGUUCCCCUCCUUGCCUUUCUGACCAGAAAGGGUACAAUCUUCAGCGCAUUUCGAAGGACGUUAUCCCGUCGUGGGGCCGGCGCAGCGAUGUCCCUCCACUUCGAAGUGCAUUGUCUCUUGCGAUAAUGCUGGCAUGUCCUGCUGCCAUUGUCUUCUGGUACGUGACACUACAGCAUUUCGACGGCUCCCUAUUGUCGGCCACGGUGGCCCUCCGAAACGAAGGGUUCAUUUAUUUUUACCGCGAAUACUGUCCGAUCCCCAAUUUGCCAACUACUCUUGUCUACGGAGCUUGGGUCCUCUUUCAAGCGCUGCUCUACAGCUUUCUCCCGGGAUCUACGCAUGAAGGACAGCCUACUCCUGCUGGAAACAUUCUCAAGUACAAAAUCAACGGGUUGUUGGCUGCCGUUGUAACUACGUUGCUAUUUGGCGCGAUUAGCCUGUGGGGUGGUACUUCUGCUUCAUCAUUUGUCGCCGCCAAUUGGGGCGCGUUUCUCGCCAUAUUUAAUAUCUACGGAUUGUUUCUCACCCUGGCUUUCUACAUUAAAGCCCACAUCUCGCCGUCCCAUCCGGAGGACAGGAAGUUCAGCGGAUCUCCGUUGUAUGAUAUAUAUAUGGGGAUUGAGCUGAAUCCGCGACUGGGCCAAUCAUGGGAUAUGAAGCUUUUUCACAACGGCCGUCCUGGUAUCAUUGGCUGGAUAUUGAUUGACAUGUCCUUCACUGCUCUCCAAUUUUGUCGACACGGAUACAUUACGAACUCAAUUCUUAUUGCGGAUAUCCUUCACCUGACUUAUAUUAUGGACUUCUUUUUCAAUGAGGACUGGUAUCUGAAAACCAUAGAUAUGGCCCAUGACCAUGUCGGAUUUUAUCUGGCUUGGGGCUCUGCAGCAUGGCUUCCUACGAUCUACACCUUACAACCCCAAUUCUUAGCAAUUAACCCAGUUUCUCUCUCCCCGAUUGCUGCAGCCACGAUUUUGACAGCUGGGUUUGGUGGAUAUGUCCUAUUUCGGUCCGCAAAUCACCAAAAACACCUCGUGCGUGAUACCCAAGGCAAAUGUUUGAUAUGGGGGAAAGCGCCAGAGUAUAUCCAAGGCGAGUAUAAAACCGCAGAUGGAUCGAGGCACAAAUCUAUUAUUCUAUGCUCUGGAUGGUGGGGAGUUGUCCGUCAUGCGAACUACCUGGGAGAUCUAAUCUUGUCCUACGCAAUGUGUGCUACCUGCGGGUUCACUCACCUGCUCCCUUGGACUUACGCCAUAUUCAUGACAACGAUUCUCGUCCACCGAUGCUAUCGAGAUGAGGAGCGAUGCGCCAAGAAGUACGGGAAGACCUGGGGUGAAUACUGCGGGAAAGUCAGAUGGAGAAUCAUCCCUGGCGUCUUUUAAGAGCUAUCCAGUCGCCGAAUAUUUUCUUUCGUUUGCUUCCUUUUCAACUCAAGCCGGAAUAAUAGCGCGAUUCGAACUUAUUUUAUUAGUAGACUCAGAUCUACCCUGUCGUUCCUAAGCGACUUUGAAGGGAUAUCGGCUGUUGGAAAGAGUAAGGGCCGCCUGAAAGACUAUGCAUGAGCGAGACAAGGUGUGGAAAACGAAAUUAAUAACUAAUGUAUCAGAAACCUCGAUGAUCAAACCUGGUCAUGAGAUCCAUAGAUACUUGAAACUAUGUAAGAAACUAGACAGAAAUCAGAAACAGAUGAAACAGCUAAUUGUGCCAUGACAACUGACAACAGAGUAAAAUACAUACCUGAAAUGGAACACUUCUCUACUUCAUAUCUCUAUCUCUAUGGUGUUUUCGUGUAACUGCAGCAAAGGUCAUCGGUCAGCCAACAUGUAGCCGACUACAAGUCCGAGGCCUAUGAGGAGAGCACUUGCCAGCGGAAGCACGCCUGCAGAGUAAUCGAAUCGCAAUGUCUCUCCCGACUGUGUUUAUCGGCGAGAGGCAGUCAUGAGAUCACGUAAUUGCGAAAUUGCAUUUCCGCAGAGGGUGAAGUUGCUGAUCACUAUUGAUUGUAGUGAUAGGAUAUAUAUAUGGCAAUGUUUGAAGUGACAGCAGACUUUAAAGCCCAGUCAAACUUCGCGCACAAGGUUAUUAUUAUCGCUCAUAGUCACAGCCACAAACAUCGACAAUAUCAUGCCGCACCUUGCGAAGCACAUAACUUGAAUGUCAGGUUC
Blastomyces dermatitidis ER-3 is the source of this 2567-nucleotide messenger RNA. Its product is annotated as 7-dehydrosterol-delta 7-reductase. Lineage: Eukaryota; Fungi; Ascomycota; Eurotiomycetes; Onygenales; Ajellomycetaceae. Gene Ontology annotation, biological process: cholesterol biosynthetic process; brassinosteroid biosynthetic process. The record is from RefSeq and is a predicted model, not a curated record. The coding region runs from base 387 to 1784 and encodes 465 amino acids. Gene Ontology annotation, cellular component: endoplasmic reticulum membrane. The transcript has 5 exons. Gene Ontology annotation, molecular function: 7-dehydrocholesterol reductase activity.